AUGGGUUACACACACUACUACGCCAUUAUUGGCUGGGAUACACCUGAAUGGCAAAAGGCCUGGGCCCAACUCAUCAAAGAUGUCCCCAACAUCAUCAAAGAAGCCCGGGUUCCUCUCAGCGGCCCAACCGAGGAUGACGACAAGAUCACACCGGUGGUCACGGACCUUGAGGAUGGCAUAUACCUGAACGGCAUUAGAGGAAAUGCGCAUGAACUAUUCAGGCUUUGCCAGCCGGGUACAUGGACUUUCUGCAAGACUGCUCAAAAACCGUACGAUGUGGUCGUUUCAUCCAUCCUUCUUAGGAUUUGGAUGCUGGCACCGAAAAAUCUCGAUCUUGGCUCUGAUGGAGGCUAUGAAGACUGGGCUGAUGCGCGUGACCUUUGUGCCACCUUGUGGCCCGGGGAGCCUACCGAUGGCCUGUGGGUGAAAAAUGACGAGGGAGAUGACAUCGAGGCCAAAGACGAAAGCGACUAG
Molecule: messenger RNA, 474 nt
Organism: Penicillium vulpinum
Lineage: Eukaryota; Fungi; Ascomycota; Eurotiomycetes; Eurotiales; Aspergillaceae
Exons: 3
Coding region: 1-474 (157 amino acids)
Source: RefSeq, a predicted model, not a curated record